AUUCACACGUAAAUGGUCAGAAAGCUCCUUCCAAUUUAACUUGCAAUAAAUAUUAAAAAAGCCAAGUACGUAUCCAUGGGAGAAACUUUGCAUAACGACGUCAUCUAUGUGGCGGUGAAUCAAGAUGUUCGAGAAAGUAAAUCAACUUUGUUAUGGACAUUGAAGACUCUUCCCGUGAAGAAACUCUGCCUUGUUCAUGUUCAUAUUCCCUUCUCGUUGAACUCUUCUUCAUGUGGGCUUGAUGAAAGUGAGAUCAAUGCAAUCCAAGAAUCAGAGCUGAAAUCCUCAUAUGAUAGCCUCCACAAGUACCGUGAUCUCUGCACAAACAAAGAGGUUGAUGAAGAGGAUGUGGAUAUAUCACUGAUAUCAGGAUAUGGUGUUGGUGAAGGGAUUGUGGAACUCAUCUAUCAAAACAAUAUUAAGAAGCUCGUUAUGGGAGCAGCAGCUGAUCCUCACUAUUCCAGGGGAAUGUCUAUCACAUCUAGAAAAGCAGAGUAUGUGAGUCAACAUGCGCCUCAUUGCUGUAAAAUGUGGUUCAUCUGUAAAGGGAAACUCAUCCAGAAAAAGGAAGGAAGUUUUGGCAUUGGGAAUCCAUCAGAUUCGUUCUCAGGAUUCGAUGGUUUUGCUCAGAAACCAAGCAGAGGAAGAGGAAUAGAUAGUGAUGACCAACCCAAUUCACGUAAAGAGGAUUCAGGACGGAACCAAACACCAAAGGAAGUAAGGAAAGAAGAUAAGCCAAAAAGCAAUGACAGCGAAACAGACAGUCCUCCCGAAAAUUUUAUUUGUCCCAUUUCAAUGGAGAUAAUGAGAGAUCCUCAUGUGGCUGCUGAUGGUUUCACUUACGAGGAAAAGGAAAUAAGAACGUGGCUAAAUGGAGGGAAUGAUAAGUCGCCAAUCACAGGAGCUAGGCUCGCUCAUCGCCAUCUCACCCCUAACUACACUCUUCGUUCACUCAUCAAGGACUGGCUCCAUCUCCACCCAAAUUACAAACAUUGAUUUUCAUCUAUAUAUACUACUGGAGAUAAUUAAGAUGUCAGACUUUGUUGUGAGUUUUGGAAUUUUCUCUGUAAGAAAAAGAAAUAUAUGUAUGAUAAAAAACUUCUUGUUUUACUGUUUGAUAUAUCAUAGAUUCAUGCAUCAGACAUGGAGUCUAUUUACGAGCA
Molecule: messenger RNA, 1163 nt
Organism: Brassica napus (rape)
Lineage: Eukaryota; Viridiplantae; Streptophyta; Magnoliopsida; Brassicales; Brassicaceae
Product: U-box domain-containing protein 54-like
Exons: 8
Coding region: 76-996 (306 amino acids)
Biological process (GO): protein ubiquitination
Molecular function (GO): ubiquitin-protein transferase activity
Source: RefSeq, a predicted model, not a curated record